AUGUCCACAAACAACAGGGCAACAGAAAAAUUCACAGAUGAAGAACGGGAAGAAUAUGUGACAAAAUAUCUCUCACUCAUUGAUCAAUACAUGAAUAUUUAUAAAAAUGAUUUAAUACCAAAUAUUAAAAGCGGUCAUUUCAAUAUGGCUGCAACCCGACUGAACAUGGGAGCUGAAUUUUUAGGUUUGGAACGAAUUCCAAAUCAAGAAGAUAUUUUAAAAUCAAAAAUUCAUUUAGAUCCGAAUACAUUAGAAGUGAUAGAAUUUGAAAAUGUUUCAAAUCAUUUUCAAACAUCCUCUCAAAGAUCUACGACGUUAGAGGAUUUGAAACAAGACACUGAUGAAUCCUCAUUGUCAGGUGUUCGGAAAAGAAAACCCAAUAAUCUGACGUCAACCACAGAAACUACAACUUCAGAAUCAUCAUCAAUUUCUGGAUCAAAAUUAAAUGCCAGCGUCGAAGAGAAUUUAAAAAGACACAAUCCUAUUUAUUGGUUCGGAACUCUUCAACUAUCGGAAGAUCUGGUGCAAGCACAACUACAUUUUGUCAAUGCUGUGAAAAGUAUUUUAGAAUUAGGAAAAAUUGUAAAAGAAAUGAAUGAAUUGGAUAAACAAAAGUACAGAUAUUGA
Molecule: messenger RNA, 627 nt
Organism: Naegleria lovaniensis
Lineage: Eukaryota; Heterolobosea; Eutetramitea; Acrasida; Naegleriidae
Exons: 1
Coding region: 1-627 (208 amino acids)
Biological process (GO): vacuolar proton-transporting V-type ATPase complex assembly
Cellular component (GO): Vma12-Vma22 assembly complex; extrinsic component of endoplasmic reticulum membrane
Source: RefSeq, a predicted model, not a curated record